This is a messenger RNA of Guillardia theta CCMP2712, 1018 nucleotides long. RefSeq lists its product as hypothetical. Gene Ontology annotation, biological process: carbohydrate metabolic process. Lineage: Eukaryota; Cryptophyceae; Pyrenomonadales; Geminigeraceae. The transcript has 11 exons. The annotation marks the transcript as partial. The record is from RefSeq and is a predicted model, not a curated record.
AUGCUCGGAGCGUCCGUUGCCUUCCUCUGCCUUCUCGCCCAUUCUUCGUACGUCUCUUCCUCUGCUCUCCUCCCGCUGGUCAAGAACCCGGCGAUGUGCUUCCUCGCGGCCAGCAGUGACGUGGAGGACAGGAUCAUGGUGUCGGAACUGAAGCUGCGGCUGGGCAACCAGGCGACUAUCAACGAGAUGGCAGACGAGGACCUUGACGACUAUGCUGAAGCUGGUUUCGACGCUCUCUGCUUGAUGGGAGUCUGGCAGCCGAGCAAGUUCAGCCUGCAGAAGUCAAUGAAAGGAAGCGGAGGAGGCGAAGGAGCAGCCACGGCAGCUGCUGGAGCAGCCAGCUCUCCAUACGCCAUCGUCGAUUACUCUGUGAACAACGAGUUCGGCGGGAACUUGGCGCUGGCAAAGCUGCGCAGUAGAUUGCACGAGCGAGGCCUGAGGUUGUUCCUUGACUUCGUUCCCAACCACAUGGCCGUCGACCAUAUUCAGGGCAAGGCAGAGGACUUGGAGAGAGAGCCACAGAAUUUUUUCCGCGUUGGGUCGAAUGUGUUUGCUCAUGGGAGGGACCCAUACUUUGACGGUUGGGAGGAUACAGUCCAGUUGAACUACGCAAAUCCUGAUCUGCGCGCUGAGAUGUGCACAAUCUUAACCAAGAUCGUGAGCAUCUGCGACGGAGUGAGAUGCGAUAUGGCUAUGCUGCUCUGCCCGGACAUUCUGGAACAAACGUGGGGCAAGCACCUCGGAAGUGUUGGCGCUUUCAAGGAGCCGUUCUGGCCUGAUGCCAUCAAAGUAGCGCGAGCGAUUCACGAAGAUUUCAUCCUCAUGGGUGAGGUCUACUGGGGAAGGGACUUGGACCUGCAGCAGUUCGGGUUUGACUUCACCUUCGACAAGAACCUCUACGACAAGUGCAUCGAAGGAAACGCUCUCGCCGUCCGCCAGCACCUCGGCACACCGCUUCCUUCCCAGGACCGUAUGGUGCGCUACCUUGAGAACCACGAAGAGAAACGGAUAGCUCAGG